This is a messenger RNA of Fusarium musae, 3558 nucleotides long. RefSeq lists its product as uncharacterized. Lineage: Eukaryota; Fungi; Ascomycota; Sordariomycetes; Hypocreales; Nectriaceae. The transcript has 5 exons. The record is from RefSeq and is a predicted model, not a curated record. Bases 1 to 3558 code for a protein of 1185 amino acids. Gene Ontology annotation, molecular function: protein binding.
AUGCCUAUUAGAAAAAAGCUGAAGAAGAUUUUCCACCAUCGCAAUGCAGAGGGCGUCUCAGGGAGCUCCGGUGAUGGGCCGAGUGAAGAGCAGCCAUUGAGACUGUCGAGAAACACGAGAUCUGGCUACCUAGCUACGAUCGUGACAUCGGGAGUAUCCUCACCAGUUCCAGCCUUGGAUGACGCGAACGCGCCCCAAGAAGCUCCAGAUGAACAACUGCCAGCGCCCAAAGAAAGUGGCAAUUCUAUCCGACAGUUGUGGGCUGUUGCAUACAAGAGCCUGCGAGAUGAGGAAGAUUCGCCCGUUACAAAGUUCGAAGAUCAGAUCCGUCGCGAUCUGCCUGACAUCGCAGACAGAAUGAGCUCAGACCAGAGUACGAAAGAAUGGAUGAGUAAGGUUGUGGAAACUCAAAUGGAUCAAGUCAAGCGAGACACUUUGAAGCUGAGAUUUGGGAAUUUCGAGAUGGAAGCCCAGGAAGUCGUGAAGUCGGUCCUAGCUGUUGUCAAUUGGAGUAAGGACUACGUCUCUAAAGCCUUGAGCUCAAAUCCCACGGCAUCCAUUGCCUGGGGUGGAGUAACUCUGUUGCUACCACUCUUUUUGAACCCUAUAGAACAAGCUUCUUCUUUGGCCAAGGGACUCGAGCACAUUGCAUCGAUAAUAGUUCGGAGUUCCAUGUGGGAGGAUCUCUACGUACGUCGUUACGAGGCAGCGACUAGCGAUACACUGCCAGAAUCGCAUGCUGAGUACCGACGCGCACUGGAGAUGCUGUAUCAAGAGGUACUCAGGUUUCAGAUUGUUUGCUAUGGCUACUAUAGCCACAAGUCUGUCUCUCGUUUGGCUUUGGAUUCCAACAAGCAUCAUGACUGGGACGAGCUGCUUGGGAAUAUUCAGUAUCGGGAGACCGAAUUCGAUAAAAUGAGCCUAGGCUGGCGAGACAAGAUGUACAACGAGGAAUGGGAGAAGGCCGAGGCACGGCAUCGGCAGGCUAUGAGUCAGUGGAGAACGAUUGGAACCGACGUUUCUGAACUCAGGAAAAUGAUCGAGGAAACCCAGAAAGACAGGAAUCGCGAAAAGAUGCUAAACUGGCUUUGCACGGUCGACACUUCAGUGCAGUAUAGAGCUGCCCGAGAAAAAUACAGCAGCGGCACCUGCAACUGGCUGACUCAAGAAAGCGAAGAUUUCAAGACAUGGGAACAAAAUCCCAAGUCUUUUCUAUGGCUUAAUGGAAAAGCCGGCGCCGGGAAAUCAAUUCUGAGCUCAUCUGUUAUCAAGUACUUGAAGGACAAGUACGAAGACGACCCGGAAACCGCGCUUGGAUAUUACUUCUUCAGCUUCGGAAACGUAGAGCAACAGAAAGUAUCCGUCAUGCUCUCAUCGCUUGUACGACAGUUAUGUGCAAGUCGUCCGGACACACCACACCCAAUCAAACGGUUUGAAGAUUAUAUGGCGAAAGGCGAGCGGCCAGACAUGGAGACUCUUGAAGCCGCACUUAUGUCUGCUGUCAGUGGGUUUUCCGCGGUCUUCAUUGUUAUAGACGCUCUCGACGAGUGUCCGGUCUUGGAUGGUGAGCGUCCAAGGCUUUUGAAAUGCCUUCAUCGCAUCAUCGCCUCAAUGCCGGAUAAUCUCCACAUAUUUUGCACAAGCCGAGCUGAGCCAGACAUCAAUAUGGAGAUUGACGAGUUGUUGGAUGUGCCGGCAAAAGCUGCCAUUGAUCUUACAAAAGAUCUAUCGAGUUUGAACAGGGACAUGCAUCUGUACACCGAUAGCGUCUUGGGUACCGAGACGUAUUGUUGGUGGUCUGACGACUUGAGGGCCAAAGCGAAGGAUAUACUGAUCGCAAGAGCAGAUGGGAUGUUCCAAUAUCUUGUUUGCCAGUUCGAAGUCCUUCAACAUUUGGACUCAGAAGCCGAUGUUCUUUCGGCACUUAAUGAUCUUCCUUCAGGACUAUAUGAAACAUACAACAGGCUGCUUCUAGGUCUUAACAGCAAGUUUAAAUGCCAGAUCCUCGGUUCGCUCAAAUGGUUGGCGUUAUCGAGAAGGCAUCUACGUCUCGAAGAACUUGCCGAAAUCUUCAUCUUUCGUCCAGAAUCUGUCACCAAGAUCCACAAGAUCGAGCGGCUGUUUGACCCGCGGGCGGUUCUGAAACAUUUCCCUAGCCUCGUGACGAUUGAGGGGGAGGAGGAAUGGAACUAUAGGAAACACUGUUACGAAAUCAACAUAUAUGUCCGUCUCGCUCACUUCACAGUCAAAGAGUAUCUAAUAUCCGAACUGGCCUACGCAGUCGAUUAUUGGGGAAUUCAUUUGGAAUUAGUCCCGCGCGAACUAUGGACUCAUGAGAUCAUCCGAAUGGCUAAGCUUGCGCUCUACAUGCAUACUGAAAGCCUCAGGAAGAUUAUGCUGCGUGGACGAUUCGGGGCUCUACAUCAUGAUCGUUUCAUCAAUUUCAUGCAGCGGCCGUACUGCUAUACCGCCGCCAUUGGGUCUCUUGAGCUCACCAAAUUGCUGCUUCAAAAAGGUUCACGGACUAGCAGAUUCCUGAUUCAGGAUGAUCUAGACUUAGCCCUUCGAGAGGCAGCGGAGGGGGGCCACAUUGAGAUUGUCCGCUUUCUUCUCAAUGAACGUCCUAACCCCAAUAAGAUCACAGCUGGCGCACUACAGGCCGCGGCGCAUGGGGAUCACCUAGCCGUUAUAAGGCUCUUGCUAGACGAUGGGGCCGAUAUCGAUGCGCACGAUGACAGAUUUGGGUCACCUCUUGAGGCCGCGGCAGAGGGCAUCAGCCUGGCAGCCUUGAGAAUGUUAUUGGAUCGCGGGGCUAAUGUACAAGAGGCGGGAUGUCCUGUGUCGUGCCUCAUAGGGUAUUACAGGUUGCACGACCAACAUGAUGUCACAGAAUGCACCAAAGCUCUACAGCUUCUUCUCGACAAGGGUAUUGAUAUCAACGGAAAGUGCACUCGGCAUGGGAGCGCUCUAAAUGAGGCUAUCAAGACCUGGUUACACAAGGGAACGCGUACCUUUUUUGACUUCGUCGUGAGACACAAUGCUGACAUUGAAUUGGACGAUGGGCAUGAUGGCACCCCGCUCCAAGCGGCAUGUGGCAACAUUCCCAAUAACGUUGAUAAUUCUCGGAGCAAAGAAGUGGUUCUAGCACUGCUGCGCCUUGGGGCCAACCCAAAUGCUCAGGGAGGGGAGUACGGUAAUGCACUUCAAAAAGCAUGUUUUGAGACCGAUUACGAGUCUGGAGUGGUUGAUCUUCUUCUGGAGAAAGGCGCAGAGAUUAACCAGAAAGGGGGCUAUUUUGGAACAGCGUUGCACGCAGCCUGUGCAAAACAGGAACUAGAAUUGGUUAACAUGCUGCUCAGCAGAGGCGCUGACGUGCAUAUACAUGGCGGCGAGUACGGCAGUGUCUUACAAGCGGCCACCUCCGUAUGGUCUCAUUCGAAAAAAACUACACUUAUUGUGAAAAAGCUGCUCAACAGGGGCGCCGAUGUCAAUGCGCCCGGUGGCAAGUUCGGAAGGCGCUACAAGCUGCAGCCUACUCACGCAGUAAAGACGUGGUAG